Vicia faba (fava bean) is the source of this 1383-nucleotide messenger RNA. The record is from the annotation of a GenBank genome assembly. Lineage: Eukaryota; Viridiplantae; Streptophyta; Magnoliopsida; Fabales; Fabaceae.
AUGAUUGAUACGAUGAAGAAGACCAUGGUGGAAUGCUUCAAGCGCCAUGGUGAGAGUUCACCGAACCACAAGGAUUCAGAAUCACCCACCCAACCAACGAAGAACGAGAAUCACGUUUCUGCAAAAAUGGAAGCACCAAGCACUCAGCAUACACAAAUUAUUGAAGUCAGUAGAGAUCUUCCUGAUGUAGCAAGGAAAAUUUGUGGGGAAGCAACAUGUGAGUUCUCAGAUGCUGGAUCCAUCUCAAAGGAUUCUGAAGAACGAUCAACUUCGAUGCGGAAGCUUCUGAUAGCAGUGGUCCUUUGCGUAAUUUUCAUGGCUGUUGAGGUAGUUGGUGGUAUUAAGGCUAAUAGUCUUGCAAUAUUGACUGAUGCAGCACAUUUGCUUUCAGAUGUUGCAGCAUUUGCCAUCUCCUUAUUUUCUAUAUGGGCUGGGGGAUGGGAACCAAAUCCUCGUCAGUCGUUUGGAUUUUUUAGAAUAGAGAUUCUUGGCGCUUUGGUUUCUAUGCAAUUAAUAUGGCUGCUUGCUGGGAUUCUUGUAUAUGAAGCCAUUGCUAGACUCAUUGCAGGUCCUCAAAAUGUGGAUGGGUUUUUAAUGUUUGUAGUUGCUGCAUUUGGUCUUGUGGUUAACAUCAUUAUGGCUUUGGUAUUGGGUCAUGAUCACGGACACGGCCACGGACAUGGACAUGAUCACGGACACGGGCAUGAUCACGGACACGGACAUGAUCAUCAUGGCCACAUCCAUGGCAUUUCAGUUUCUACCAAUCAUGAUAUAAAGCAAACACAAGAUGAGCAUCAUCACACACACAGUGAUCACACUCACCCUCAUGAUGUUGAAAAGCAUUCGAAUGAUGCACCCCACCAUACUCAUGAAGAUCACGCGCAAGAUCCCAAAGAGGGUGCUGUCCCACUUCUUGGUGAAUCAAAAGCCAUACCUGAGAAGAAGAAACGCAACAUAAACGUACACGGGGCUUAUCUCCAUGUACUUGGGGAUUCUAUCCAGAGUGUUGGAGUAAUGAUUGGCGGAGCAAUCAUAUGGUAUAAACCUGAAUGGAAAAUAGUUGAUUUAAUUUGCACUCUAAUCUUUUCUGUAAUUGUUUUGGCCACAACUAUCAACAUGCUGCGAAACAUUUUGGAAGUCCUGAUGGAGAGCACUCCGCGUGAGAUAGAUGCUACUCAACUUCAAAAGGGCCUAUUGGAGAUGGAAGAAGUAGUGGCUAUUCAUGAGCUGCACAUAUGGGCCAUUACAGUUGGGAAGGUAUUGCUAGCUUGUCAUGUUAAAAUCAGUCCUGAAGCAGAUGCCGAUGAGAUGUUGGACAAAGUUAUAGACUACAUCAAGAGGGUGCAUAACAUCAGUCAUGUAACUAUCCAGAUAGAACGCUAG